UGGGCGACGUGCACAGCCGCGUCUGGCUCUUCCCGGCCUCUCCCUUCUCUCGCGGGCGCAGCCGAUCAAUAGUUAACACCCGGCUGCGGACGGCGGCUCCAUCCGCGGCAAUCACCGUAGUGCUUGUUUGCGGAAGCCGAGCGUGAGUGCGCCGCGCGCGCACCCAGUCCAGCGCGGAGUGGGCGUCUACCCGAGAAGGGGUGUCUGGGGAGGGGCUGCCCUCGUUACCCAAACAGUUUGCGCUCGCUUAACCUUGAUGCAGCUCCAGGCUUCCCAGUCAGAAAACCCGGCGCGCGCGCGCGCGCACACACACACGCCGCCCCUGGCGUCGCCGCCCGACCGGGUCCCUGCCCUUAGGGACCAGAGCGGCGACCGCUGCACCCCGCACCGCCUGCUGGAGGAGCCCCCGGAGCCGGGGCCGAGCCGCCGGCGUCCCCGAGUGCGCCCCCAGUGCGUGCCGCCGCGCUGUUGCUCGCAGUGUGCUGGCGCCGAGCUCGGUGGACACGCGCGCAGUCAGAGCUGCCUCUCGCCCUCGCUAGCUGGGCUCGCAGCCUCUUCCUCCCUCCCUGGCUCCUGGCUUUUUGUUUAAAGCAACACUCACCCUCCAUCCAGGCUUUUUUUCUUUCUUUCUUUAUUGGUAGCGGCCAAAAAGAGUUGAUUGCUAUUGGGAUCCGCUGAGUAAAGACACGGGCAGGGGUGAGCGGAGGUGAGAAAACUGAAGACCUGGAAGAUUUUUUUUUUCUUCAAAAACCCGUUUCCAUCCAGUCUUCGGCCAGUCCAGUCUACUUUAAUCCUCACCAGGACAAUGGAUUAAGUUUCUCUUCCCUGGACCAGAAGUCGGGUUCGGACUUGGGGCAAAAUGAAGGAAAAGGCCAUGAUCAAGACCGCUAAGAUGCAGGGGAACGUCAUGGAGCUGGUGGGGAGUAACCCUCCGCAGAGGAAUUGGAAAGGAAUAGCGAUUGCACUGCUUGUCAUUCUGGUCAUCUGCUCCUUGAUCGUCACCUCGGUCAUACUUCUGACACCAGCGGAAGAUAAUAGUCUGUCUCAAAAGAAGAAGGUCACUGCGGAAGAUCUCUUCAGUGAAGACUUCAAAAUUCAUGACCCCGAGGCUAAGUGGAUAAGUGAUACAGAAUUCAUCUACAGAGAACAGAAAGGAACAGUGAGACUGUGGAAUGUUGAAACAAAUACUUCUACUGUCUUAAUAGAAGGCAAAAAAAUUGAAUCAUUACGAGCCAUCAGAUAUGAAAUAUCUCCAGAUAGAGAGUAUGCACUUUUUUCAUACAAUGUGGAACCCAUAUAUCAACACUCGUAUACUGGAUAUUAUGUCCUGAGCAAAAUUCCUCAUGGGGAUCCUCAAAGUCUGGACCCACCAGAAGUCAGCAAUGCAAAACUUCAGUUUGCAGGAUGGGGCCCUAAAGGCCAACAGCUGAUAUUUAUUUUUGAAAACAAUAUCUACUACUGUGCACAUGUCGGGAAACAGGCCAUCCGUGUGGUCUCCACUGGCAAGGAAGGUGUGAUUUACAAUGGCCUCAGUGACUGGCUGUAUGAAGAGGAGAUUUUGAAGACACACAUCGCACACUGGUGGUCUCCGGAUGGCACGAGACUCGCCUACGCCACCAUCAAUGAUUCCCGUGUCCCCAUCAUGGAGCUCCCAACUUACACCGGCUCCAUCUACCCCACCGUGAAGCCCUACCACUAUCCCAAGGCUGGAAGUGAGAACCCCAGCAUUUCCCUACACGUUAUUGGCUUAAAUGGACCCACCCAUGAUCUGGAGAUGAUGCCGCCUGAUGAUCCACGGAUGAGGGAGUACUACAUCACCAUGGUGAAGUGGGCCACCAGCACCAAGGUCGCCGUGACCUGGCUGAACCGGGCGCAGAACACGUCCAUCCUCACCCUCUGCGACGCCACCACGGGGGUCUGCACAAAGAAACACGAGGAUGAAAGUGAGGCCUGGCUCCACAGACAGAAUGAAGAACCCGUGUUCUCCAAGGAUGGCCGAAAGUUUUUCUUCAUCAGAGCCAUUCCCCAGGGAGGACGAGGGAAAUUCUAUCACAUCACGGUGUCCUCGUCCCAGCCCAACAGCAGCAACGACAACAUCCAGUCCAUCACCUCCGGGGACUGGGACGUGACCAAGAUCCUAGCCUACGACGAGAAGGGGAAUAAGAUCUACUUCCUGAGCACGGAGGACCUGCCUCGGAGACGACAACUCUACAGUGCCAACACGGUGGGCAACUUCAACAGGCAGUGCCUCUCCUGCGACCUGGUUGAGAACUGCACCUACUUCAGUGCUUCCUUCAGCCAUAGCAUGGACUUCUUCCUGCUCAAGUGCGAAGGUCCUGGUGUUCCUAUGGUGACGGUGCACAACACAACAGAUAAGAAAAAAAUGUUUGACCUAGAAACAAAUGAACAUGUCAAGAAGGCCAUAAAUGACCGACAGAUGCCUAAAGUGGAAUACAGGGACAUUGAGAUUGAUGAUUACAACCUGCCCAUGCAGAUCCUGAAGCCAGCAACCUUCACCGACACCACCCACUACCCUCUGCUCCUGGUGGUGGAUGGCACCCCGGGCAGCCAGAGUGUGGCUGAGAAGUUUGAGGUGGGCUGGGAGACGGUGAUGGUGAGCAGCCACGGCGCGGUGGUGGUAAAGUGUGACGGCCGUGGCAGCGGCUUCCAAGGGACCAAGCUCCUGCACGAAGUGAGACGGCGGCUGGGCUUGCUGGAGGAGAAGGACCAGAUGGAGGCCGUGCGGACGAUGCUGAAGGAGCAGUACAUUGACAGGACGCGCGUGGCCGUGUUCGGGAAGGAUUACGGUGGCUACCUGAGCACCUACAUCCUCCCAGCAAAGGGAGAAAAUCAAGGCCAGACAUUCACCUGCGGCUCUGCUCUCUCUCCAAUAACAGACUUCAAACUCUAUGCCUCUGCGUUUUCCGAGAGGUACUUGGGCCUCCACGGACUUGACAACAGAGCAUACGAGAUGACCAAGGUAGCCCAUCGAGUCUCCGCGCUGGAAGAACAGCAGUUCCUGAUCAUUCAUCCCACUGCCGAUGAAAAAAUUCAUUUCCAGCACACAGCAGAACUCAUUACACAACUAAUUAGGGGAAAGGCUAAUUACAGCUUACAGAUUUACCCAGACGAAAGCCAUUACUUUACCAGCUCCAGCCUCAAACAGCAUCUGUACCGGUCCAUCAUCAACUUCUUCGUGGAAUGCUUCAGGAUCCAGGACAAACUGCCGACAGUCACAGCGAAAGAGGACGAGGAGGAGGACUAACCUCAGGUCGCUCUAAGCACAAACGUGGCUCUUUCUACAACAAGAUGCAACCGAGGGAUUUCCCUGCCCUCCCUCUUCCCUCGGAGGGGCGGGGCGGGGCGGGGCCGGGUGUUCCAUAGCAUGGGUGUCUCGGAUGCCGAAGGCAGUUUUGCCUGGGAAACAAGCUCCUUCCCCGGGGUCAUCACUCACGGCCUCCAUGGCACCAGGGACAACGCUGUCCCCGCAGCAGCGCCUCCUCCGGGCGCCCGAGAGACCGGCACACCAUGGCCCCUCCCCCAGGGAACAGAGCAAAGGAUGGUGGCCGCAGACCCCACGCGAGCCCACAGGACACCGGCCCCUAGAUUCCAGCCACCAAGCGGAAGCAUGAGACCCGCCCACACUAGCCUCUGUGUUCCCGUUAGCGGCAUCACACCCUGUCUCAUGUCACAGUGCCAUGGACGCAGCAGUUACAGCACAAUUGUUUUAGCAGUGCGUGUUCAUAUAUGGGCUUGCUACUUCCUGUAAUUAGGACGUUCAACAUGGUGAGGGGCUACAAGAAAACCCUUUUCUGUACAGAGUCUUACUGUAGCUACGCUAAUGGUUAACCUGAUAGAAUUAACUCGUAUUUUUCUAUGGUUUUAACCUGAUGCUCCACUGUCUCAGUCAUGGGGUUGUUUUGCUGUUUGGGGUUUGGCCUUGUUUCGCUUUCCUUUCUCCAGUCCACGUGUAGACUUUGCGCUUGUUUGGAUGAAGAAGCAGAUCGGAUGUAACUGCUCCCUCCUCAAGGUUGUCUUCAGACGUCUUGGAGACGUUCCUAAACACUGAGGGGGAAGACAGCCAAUAGCACCCAUUAAAAGAAGUACCUAAAUAAAACCUCUCUCCCACUCAGCUAUGCUAGGGCUUGGCUGUAGGUGUGCACUGUCUAUUUACAUCCGUCCUUACAACCAUCCUUGUCCUCCUUGGUACCGUAUCAAGCUCUUUCCCAUGACAUUUGGUUAAAAAAAAAACAAACAAAAAAAAACAAAAAAGACAAAGCGUCAACUCCACCCGCAGGCCUGCUGUGUGUGCUCAGGCCACAGGAGUCCUGAGGGUUCUGUGGGCCUGCACGCAUCCCUCUCCCAUCGUGGGGGUGGCUCCGUGACCUUCCUGCCACGAGCAGGAGGUUGAUGAUGUGCUACGUUAGCCUUGUAAGAUACACCCCCACCAAAUGUGCGGCCGGUGUUCCCAGUGUAUAUUUCAUUCUGUUGUAUAUAAAGGAAGCAAUGUGUGUCAGGCCUCUGUGCAGUCAACCCAGCCUCCUCCCGCCAGUGCUAACCCCGUGUUGAGCCUGCAUGCUGACACUGUGGCUGAUCUGGACUCUAGAAGUGCUAGUUUGAAAUAUAUCCAUUACCGUCAUUUCCUUUUGAGCUUGUGGACAAGCUGAAUGUCAGGACUGACUUCUCCAGCUCCCAGCCCUGCGGGGGUGUCCUUGGCAUCCCAUCAGCAGAGGAGAUGCGUCCCUGUUGCAUUUUGGCGUUUGGGGCUUUGGGUUUAUCCACAUGAGCUCUGAACGUCCGUUAUAGUUAGGGUGAUUGGAAGGUCUCCAUCACUGGGUGUUUUAAAGGUGAUUCACCACCAUUUGUGAAAGGACCAACGUGCUGAUAAACAGGACCGAUCCGAGUGCUACAUGACUGUGCGUUUGCUAUUUCAAUGGGCCUGAACGACUACAGAGCCAGCUAGGUCUGGAAGGGGAAGCCAGCUCUGGCCACGACAUCUGGUCGGAGGGAAGUGGGGAUGUGGCAUGGUAGCGUCUGUUCAUCCAUGGAAUAAAACAUUAUUUUACCAC
Molecule: messenger RNA, 5069 nt
Organism: Gorilla gorilla gorilla (western lowland gorilla)
Lineage: Eukaryota; Metazoa; Chordata; Mammalia; Primates; Hominidae
Gene: DPP6
Product: dipeptidyl peptidase like 6
Exons: 26
Coding region: 860-3265 (801 amino acids)
Biological process (GO): proteolysis; regulation of potassium ion transmembrane transport
Cellular component (GO): voltage-gated potassium channel complex; plasma membrane
Molecular function (GO): potassium channel regulator activity; serine-type peptidase activity
Source: RefSeq, a predicted model, not a curated record